GCGGCGAGCGGGAGUAGAUAUUUUCCACUGUCGGUUUAGUUCGUGCCAACGCUCGGUAACUGCGCAGCGCUGCCGGGCCGGCUCGGCACGGCCGGCUAGCCGGAGGCGGUGCCGCCGAUCGAGCGAGCGGGCGAGCGCCGGGCAGCAACCGGCCGCGGCGCCGCGGCGCUCCCAGUCGGGAUUACAUCGUUGGCGGAGGGGGUGCGUAGCGCGGAGACCUGGGGUCUCACUGUCCACCAGCCGACAGCGCGCGCGCCUUCUCCGGGACUGGGCACUGACACCUGCCGCUGCUAGAGACACCGGCGUCCCACUCAGGCUGUGAUACCACCAGACGCGUGUCCAACGUCUCCGUGGGCUGCCCAACAGCAAACAAUGGCUUCGGACGACAGCGACAGCAUGUGCAAGGGGGAUCUCAGCUUCGACGAGGCGCGGCGCCAGGCGCAGAUGAAGCGCAAGCGCCACCGCAAGAAGCUGACCGAGUCGACGCCGGCCAGUCGCUUCGCGGACAUGUACCGGCUGACGGGAGAGAUCCUGGGCGAGGGCGCGUGCGCCUCCGUCCAGACGGCGCGCAACAUCAACACCGACGUCGAGGUAGCCGUCAAGAUCAUCGACAAGUACCCGGGCUACCCGCGCAGCCGCGUCUUCAAGGAGAUCGACACGUUCCACCAUUGCAAAAACCACCCCAACAUCAUCCAGCUCAUCGAAUACGUGGAGGAGGAGGAGAGAUUCUACCUCGUUUUUGAAAAAGUACAAGGCGGUCAGCUUCUGGAUCGUAUCCGGGACCGCAAACACUUCUCAGAGAAGGAGGCGAGUGAAAUAAUCCGUGAUCUCGCUUCUGGCCUGCAGUUUCUGCAUGGAAAAGGCAUUGCGCAUCGUGACCUGAAGCCGGAGAACAUUCUCUGCGUCAACAAGGACACGAUCACGCCGGUGAAGAUAUGUGAUUUUGACCUCGGGUCGGGCAUCCAGUUCAUUCCGAACCAGCCCACGCCAAUCACGACUCCGCAGCUGCACACACCGGUCGGCAGCGCCGAGUUCAUGGCGCCCGAGGUGGUGGAGGCGUUCUUCAGUGACGACGACGACUGCUCCGUGUACGACAAGCGGUGCGACCUGUGGUCGCUGGGCGUCAUCAUGUACAUCCUGCUGUCGGGCUACCCGCCCUUCUACGGCAACUGCGGCAUGAACUGCGGCUGGGAGCGCGGCGAGGCGUGCGUCCGCUGUCGCGACCUGCUCUUCUUCAGCAUCCACGAGGGCGUGUUCGAGUUCCCCGAGCGCGAGUGGGGCCACAUCUCGGAGGGCGCCAAGUACCUGAUCCGCAGUCUGCUGGUGAAGGAGCCCCUGAAGCGGCUCUCUGCCGACGCCGUGCUGAACCACCCGUGGGUGCGGCACGGCGGCGACGGCGCCAGCCUGCUCACCACGCCGCACGUGAUCCGCAGCAACCGCAGCGUCAAGGACCUGUCGCUGUACGCCCAGUCGGCGAUGGCGCUGAACCGCGCGAUGCUCCACCACCUGUCCAUGGACGUGGGUCGGAUGCACGACGAGACGAGCAGCAGCGAAACCGAGUCGGACACCGAGGGGCCCGUGCUCUUCGGCCUGUCGCCGCCGCUCGAGUCGAGCAUGAUGCAGCGCCGGCUGCACCACACGCAGAGCAUGCGGCUCACGGCGAUCGCCUCACCCAGCGGCUGAGGCGGCGGCGGCGGCGACGGGCCGGCGCGAGGGGCGCCGCCCAGUUUUACCUGGAGCCGCGGCCGGCGCCGGCCGACCGGCCCCGGCCGCGGCCGAGUGAUGUCACCUGCAGGACUUUGGUUACGGUGGAGAUAUAUCUAUGUAUGUGUACGUGUGUGUACAUAGGGUGUGCGAGCGCGCCCGGCGGAGUCCGCCGCGGUGCGACCGUUCGCCCGUUGUCUCCAGCCACUUUGAACUGUACAAACGUGCCUUGUUGGUGGGUCCCUGUAGACGCGUCUCCAAGGUGUUCGGAAGCUCCUCUUGGGUAUACUCUAAUGCUACAGCACCCUGGGCGCGCGCCCGCGUCCACCGCCGGUCCGCGGCGGAGGCGGGCGCGCGCCGUUAUUGUAUAGCCCCGGUGUGAGGUCCGGACGCCGUCCAAGGACCGCGCCGUGUACAGACCACUGGCGAGCGGCGCGCUGCGGCCGUCCGCUCCGCUGUCCAUCUGUCCGUCUGUAUGUGUGAGUGUGUGUGGUGUCGGCACCAUGCGCGCCGUCACCUCUUCCAUAGGGGCGGCGGCGGCGGGCCGGCCGCGCCGCCGACCACCGGCGCCGCGCCGGGACGCCCACGGCUGUGAUCCUGUGAGAAGGGCGUCCCACCGCCGCCGCCCCCGCCGCCGCCCGACACGCCCGCGCCGCGGCCAUGUCACCGCCGCCAGCGCGCGUGCUCGAGCGAGCGAAUCGGUAACGACUGCAUGCUCUCCCAGCGCCGGCCGCCGACGGCCGGCGGAAAAAAUACAAAAAGAUUUAUUUUGCUCAAUGGGAGACGAACUAACUGUUGGUGGUAACGGUAUGUAUACGGUGUGCGUGUGUCUGCUGUUGUUUGGGGCCGGCCUGCGCGCGGCGGCGGACACUGCGUGGACGCUGCCGGCGCGGCCGGCCAGCCGUCAGCGCUAUCGGCAUGGCGCCGACCAUCCGCGCGCCCCCGGCGACCUCCUCCGCCGCCGGACUUUCGUUGGUAAAUUAAUUUUGUAUUUGUUUUUUGAAAUCAGCGUCGGUGUUGGGCAGGCCCGCGACUCGCCGGAGUCUGCGCGGCCCGCCCCAACCAGGAGCACUAGUCACUCGUUUGUGUUGCCAUCGGUCAAGAAGAAAUUCUUCUGUGUCAGGGUUCAUACUGAACUUUUUUUUGGUAAUAAAUAAAUAAAAACGCAA
Amphibalanus amphitrite is the source of this 2873-nucleotide messenger RNA. RefSeq names its product MAP kinase-interacting serine/threonine-protein kinase 1-like. Gene Ontology annotation, cellular component: cytoplasm; nucleus. Gene Ontology annotation, molecular function: calcium/calmodulin-dependent protein kinase activity; calcium-dependent protein serine/threonine kinase activity; calmodulin binding. Gene Ontology annotation, biological process: peptidyl-serine phosphorylation; intracellular signal transduction; protein autophosphorylation. NCBI's taxonomy places the organism in Eukaryota, Metazoa, Arthropoda, Thecostraca, Balanomorpha, Balanidae. The record is from RefSeq and is a predicted model, not a curated record. The transcript has 6 exons. The coding region runs from base 373 to 1683 and encodes 436 amino acids.